CUGGCGCGCGGGUUUCCUCCGGUUAAAAGGCUCGGCGGGCAAAAAUGCCCAGGGGGGAGCCUGUCUCCCUGCCGCCCCCUCCCUCGCGCCCGGGGCUUUUCGCGCCGCGCUUCCCUGCUAGAGGUCUCCGCCGAGCCGCACGAAGAGGAACCGGCCGCCUUGCAAGGGCGCGUUUCCUUUUGUGCCUGCAAAGAAGAAGCUCCGCGGGCUCUGGGUUUCUCCCGUAACAAAGACUCAUAAUCUAGUAGCCGCCCCUUCCAGAAGUGAGGAGUUGGACGUGGAGGACAAGGGGAAAGGCCGGAGGGAUUCGGGCGGGCGUCCUCUGCCACGUCUCGGCCCCUCGGCUCCCUCCCUCCCUCCCUCGCAAAAGGCAGAUGGAGCGGGAGAGAAGGUGAUGCAAAGGCAGCGGCAGCCUGCAGCCUGGUACCACUGCCGCAGCCCGGCUCACAAUAGAACAGCUGCAAAGCCAUUGUCCCGAGCGCAGGUCUGCUCGGCCCGUUCCGGCCGCCCUCGGCCUUACUGCCCGGCGGCGGGUUCUUGCCUUCCUCGGCGUCGGUCUCUGGAAGAACAUCCCGUCUGCGCCCCCGCCUUCCCUCACCCUUGCCUCUGCAGUAUUCCUUGGGAGAGCUCGGCCUCUCUUUCGCUUGCCGCUCUGUUUUGGAUGGUUCGGGACUGGGCGAGCUCAUGCUGAGCGCUGACAGGAUGGACGAGUUUCAGAGUGAGGAAGAGGAGCCUUGGUACGACCAGCAGGAUUUGGAACAAGACUUGCACUUAGCUGCCGAACUGGGCAAGACCCUGCUGGAGCGCAACAAAGAGCUGGAGGAUUCUCUGCAACAGAUGUACGCAACCAAUGAGGAGCAAGUGCAAGAGAUAGAGUAUUUGACAAAACAGCUGGAAAUGUUACGGCAUAUGAAUGAACAGCACGCUAAGGUCUAUGAGCAGCUGGAUAUGACAGCACGGGACCUAGAACUGGCCAAUCAGAAGCUUGUGCUGGAAAGCAAAGCAUCCCAGCAGAAGAUACAAUGUCUAACAGAAACCAUUGAGGGAUUGCAGAACCAAGUAGAUGAGCUGCAAAAGCAGGUGGAAGAGAUGCAGAGCCUAGAUCAGCUGCGUGUCCGCCGGGAGAAAAGAGAGCGACGUCGAACCAUCCACACGUUCCCUUGUCUCAAGGAGCUGUGCUCAAGUCCCAGAUACGAAGAUGCAUUCCAGCUUCACAGCUCUUCAAUGGAGUUCAGUCAGAUGCCCUUAGAACGGGAGAACGAGCGACUGCAAGCAAUGGUAAACUCCCUCCGGUCUCAAGUCAACCAGGAAAAGCAGCGGAAGGAGAGAGUGGAGAGAGAGUAUACCUCUGUUAUUCAGGAGUACUCAGACCUUGAGCAGCGUGUGUGUGAGAUGGAGAGCUGCAAGCUGCGCAUUAAAGAGCUGGAGGCAGAGCUGCUGGAACUCCAGCAAAUGAAACAAGUCAAGAAGUAUCUCCUCAGCAGAGAGGACAACCUCUCAGAAGCACUUCUGGAGCCUUUAAACAAUGCCCCAGAAGCUGAUUAUAUCGACCUCUCAGAGGAAGAUGGAGGUAAAAACCAUGAAUCUUCCAUGACAGCCUCUCCAAACCACCCAGUCCGGAAAAGUUGUAGCGACACAGCCCUAAAUGCCAUUGUGGCCAAGGAUGCUGUGAGCCGCCAUGAGGGCAACUACACGCUCCAUGCCAAUAACGUACGCAAGAGGGGCAUGUCCAUCUUAAGGGAGGUGGAUGAGCAGUAUCAUGCCUUGCUGGAGAAAUAUGAGGAGCUCCUCAGCAAGUGCCGACAGCACAAGGACAGUGUGCGUCAUACCGGGGUCCAGACCUCCCGCCCCAUCUCUCGUGAUAGCUCCUUUAGAGACUUCCGGGGAGAGGGUUACGAGCUAGAUGAGCUUAAGACCAUGGAGAAGAGCUUUAGCAAGCAUGUGGAGGCUGUGGACAAGCGGCUAGAGCAGAGCCAGCCGGAGUACAAAGCCCUGUUUAAGGAGAUAUUCUCGCGAAUCCAGAAGACAAAAGCAGACAUCAAUGCCACCAAGGUGAAAAAGAAGACCAGCAAAUGAAUGCAACAGCCACGUCAGUAUGCCACACGCACCCAACUCUUCCUUUUGGCCCCAGGAAUUUUGCCUGGCCUCCAAGGCCUGGAAGCUUCUCACUUUGUUCUCUUGCAUAGGGAGCCCAAGGAAUAUUCCAAGGGAGCUCUUGGAGUGUUUCAAGAAGGGAAGAGCUCAAGUUACAUUCUUUAAGUAAGAGCCAAAACACACG
Eublepharis macularius is the source of this 2278-nucleotide messenger RNA. It is a transcript of the gene CDR2L, whose product is annotated as cerebellar degeneration related protein 2 like. Lineage: Eukaryota; Metazoa; Chordata; Lepidosauria; Squamata; Eublepharidae. The coding region runs from base 685 to 2076 and encodes 463 amino acids. The transcript has 5 exons. The record is from RefSeq and is a predicted model, not a curated record.